Verruconis gallopava is the source of this 2476-nucleotide messenger RNA. RefSeq lists its product as hypothetical. Gene Ontology annotation, biological process: regulation of cell cycle phase transition; positive regulation of nuclear cell cycle DNA replication. The record is from RefSeq and is a predicted model, not a curated record. NCBI's taxonomy places the organism in Eukaryota, Fungi, Ascomycota, Dothideomycetes, Venturiales, Sympoventuriaceae. Gene Ontology annotation, cellular component: Dbf4-dependent protein kinase complex; nucleus. Gene Ontology annotation, molecular function: nucleic acid binding; protein serine/threonine kinase activator activity; zinc ion binding. Bases 242 to 2053 code for a protein of 603 amino acids. The transcript is spliced from 4 exons.
CAGACUCGCACAAACACUUUCCAUACACCACGCCAUCCUCCAUCCCGGCAUCCAGUUCCUCUUCCUCUGUGUGCUUAGCGUGUGUUUGUAUGUCUGUGGCCCCAAGUCAUGUCUCUCCAGUUCUAGCCCUGCUAUUGGUGCCUGAGACGGACACGACGCGCGACCAGUGAAUGAGGUAGCUUGGUCGCGUGUUGACAGGCCAAUCCCCGCCUCGCAUUUCACGUUCACGCAGAGCUUCUACAUGGCAGCUCUGCUCCCUCCACCGCUGCACAGCUCGCCCCAUACUAAUAUGGCGAGUCGACGAGUGCCAUUAGGCAAUCUGCCUAAUGCGGCCAAUUCGCCUUUCCGGGAGCCCGCAGCUCCUGGGUCGAAGCGACCGCGCCCAGAUGCUGCUGUGUACGAGAAGCAGCUGCAGCCGCCGACGAAGAAGCAGAUUGUGGAGGCCGAAAACGCGGACAGUCGUCGCGCCCUGGUGGGACGGAAGGUUCAGAGUACGACGGGAACCGCGAGUGCUGUGACGACGCGCAAAACGAGUUCAAAAGCGACGGGUAAAACCUUGCAGCAAGCCACGCAGGAGAAUCUGAAUGAGAUUCGGCAGUGGCAGAGGCAUUAUAAGAAGCUCUUCCCGCAGAUGGUUUUUUACUACGAUAAUGUGCCGGAUGAGACUAGACAUAAGAUUGGGAAGCAGCUCCAGCUUCUUGGUUCGCGCGAAGAGAUAUUUUUCUCAAAGACAGUCACCCAUGUUGUUACAACGCGUUCUGUCCCUAAUGAAGCGACGGCUUCGAGUUCGGCAGGUCGAAGCCCACCCAAGGCUGGUCGUGACGGGACUGUUAAUCCUGUGUACCUGAAAAAGGCUGGCACCACAGCUUUGCACCCAAACGACAUCUUAUUACGCGCAAAAGAGAUGGGGAUCAAGGUCUGGGGAUUGGAGAAAUUACAACGCAUGCUCAACACAAUGUUCAACGCCGAGACUGGUGAAGCCCCGGUCGCCCCGUAUCGUAGUUCGGCUGUCACUCAGAGCAAAGCAAACCAGCAAGCGCAGCUGAGCCAGAUGCUGCAGAAGGAAAAGGAAUAUGGACAGGCAAGCAUGGAUUGGGCUGCAGAUAUGACGGCGUUCCGAGGAUACUAUAUUUAUGUCCACGACAUGGACGAAAUGACCAAGCCUAUCAUGGUUCGCGACUACUCCAAGCCAGCAACCAAAGAGCAAGGCAAAUGGCCACAGCUUCGCGUGAAUGCGCCUGGGAGGUGUCCAUUCUUGGAUGAUCCGAGCGCAAGAUAUGAGCGGCCUGCACCAGCACCUGACCAAGACAAGGCACCUCGAACGCGUGCAGCUACCGCGCGAGAGAAGACUCCAGCUUUGGAGGAGAGAACUGCUCUGGCGGAGAACAACAAUCUCGCACAGCGUCGUCAACGCGAAACAAGUGUACAGGCGGAUGAGAAGAGGCCGCCGAUGGACCCGCCAAAGACAAUUCCCGUAAAAAGGGGCAGUACUGAUAACCUGCCACUCUUUGGCUCUGCUCAAGCCAGUCUACGUCAGCACCCGCGUUUUGCGGGCGGAGAACCUGUUGCAUCGGGUGUCCAGCAAAGCAAUGCCACCUCUGCCAUUCGGUCUCAGAUGAUUUCUUCAACAGCAGCUGCUCCUGGUGGCAAAGCCGGAUCUACAAAAGAACUGAACCGUUUACAACGUCAGGUGUUGGAGCGUAACAACUCGGUCAACCCGUACCUGAACAAUGACCUCCGUGCUGCCAUCAACAACGGAGGACGUGGUCAAAAGCGCAAGGCUCAGGAUCCACUAGCUAAUAUCAAGGAAGAGGACGAUACGAGCGAGGCUCCAAGAAAGGAUAGUGCGCAACAUGCCGCACCAGCAAGAAAGAAGAAAAUCGUUGAAAAGGAGAUGAAGCCUGGCUACUGUGAGAAUUGCAGAGUCAAAUUUCGAGACUUUGAUGAGCAUGUCGUGUCACGUCAGCACCGCAAAUUCGCUAUGGAUGACAGCAAUUGGAAGGAGUUGGACGACUUGCUCAGCCUUUUGGUCCGACCUCUGAAAGAUGAGUGAGCGGCAACGCAACGUUCAGGCUUCUCAUAAUACCGUUAUGCUAAUACAAAAAUUCACGAAGUGAACGAGAUGAGCUGAGCUUGAGCUUCUACUACAACGCAUUUUGAUGGUGUCUUGGAGGACAAAAAAGUCGGAGGAGACCGAAAGUGCUGCAUGAUUUUAGCAACUCUGAGCUGUACAAAAAGCAAUAUGGUCUUCCUGCGCAAGACAAUAUUAGCGCAACUGCGUAGCUUUCUGACAGGACUUAAUCAGGACCCUUUUCUUCUUCGAGUAGUCACAGCAUUAGCAUGAUACCUAGGGGGUUCGCAUCACAUGGGUGUUUUUUGCCAGCUUUUGGAAGCCAGCUUGCUCGACUACCCUUUUUUCAAUGUUAAGCAUUAUAGCAUAGUUUUGUGAAUAGCGAAUACAUGUGUAUGAAAAAUA